Molecule: messenger RNA, 1633 nt
Organism: Carya illinoinensis
Lineage: Eukaryota; Viridiplantae; Streptophyta; Magnoliopsida; Fagales; Juglandaceae
Product: protein CLT1, chloroplastic-like
Exons: 9
Coding region: 1-909 (302 amino acids)
Source: RefSeq, a predicted model, not a curated record
AUGGUUGCAGCAGUCAUCACGGUCGGCAGAUAUUUCGCGGCUGCCUCUCAACUACGUGAUCAACAGCGGUCGGGGAUGGUGCUGAGAUCGCGGCUGUUGGUGGUGGGAGAGGUGGGGACCGGAGGGACGUGGGAUGGGGAGGAGAAGGAGGUGAGCCCGUGCUCGUGCGCAGUGGGACAUUUGGCGGAGAAGUGCGGGAGUGAGGAUCAGAGGGUUGAGGAGGAUGGAGAUAGUGCGAGUAGGGAUCGAACGGUGAAGGUGGCGAUGGUGGGUGGUGGCUGCAGACAGUGGGUGGGUGAGCACACUUGGGUUGACUUCAACACCACGGUGGUGCUGGGAGUAGGGAAUCGGGUGUUGUAUAAGCUGGCCCUGGUUCCUCUGAAGCAUUACCCCUUCUUUUUGGCUCAGCUCGCUACUUUCGGAUAUGUAGUUGUCUACUUCUCUAUAUUGUAUCUCCGAUACCAUGCUGGCAUUGUUACAGAUGAAAUGCUUUCCAUGCGAAAAGCUCCAUUUCUUGCCGUUGGUUUUUUGGAGGCCCUUGGUGCUGCUACUGGAAUGGCAGCUGGAGCAAUUCUUUCUGGAGCAUCAAUUCCAAUUUUGUCUCAGACUUUUCUUGUGUGGCAAAUUCUUCUGUCAAUUAUUUUCCUCGGAAGGAGAUAUAGAGUAAACCAGCUACUCGGAUGCUUUUUUGUGGCAGUUGGUGUAAUCAUAACUGUGGCAAGUGGAUCUAGUGCUGGACAUUCAUUGAAGGAAGCUGGUAUAUUUUGGAGCCUUUUAAUGAUAACUUCAUUUUUGUUUCAAGGGGCCGAUACCGUGCUGAAGGAAGUAAUCUUUUUGGAUGCUGCCCGGAAUUUAAAUGUAUCGAAGAUGGUGGAAUCCUUUCAUCAUAUGUUCCUGGAUUGGUCGUAAAAUCUCAUCUCCAAUAACGAUGUGUUAGUGUGUUUACCCAUCAUAAGGAACCUAAAUGACCUCAAUGUUUCUGCCCUUACUGCAUUUUAAACCAAAUCUAUACUAUUGAAACUGAAUUGGGGCAGGAAAGAAGGGGGCUAUAACAAUAAAUAAGACCCACCGCCAAAUGAUGACAACAUAUCGAAGAGGUAAAAUACUUGGGAAGACCAAAAAUAGUCUUACAUGAUAAAGGCAGUAUGAAAUGAGUUAGGUCUCAAUGAAAAGAAACAAUUUUAUCCUCAUUCAAGAUUUCAAACUUACCUAAAUUCUGUGCACGUUAAUCAAGUAUGCUGUAUAAACUUGCCAAUGCGUUUCAAUUCAUUGAUUAUUUCUUUUAUAUUUAGUAAAAUUGAUAUGCUUCCAUUGUAUCCAUCACAGGGAGGUUCAGUAGACCUAUUUGUUGUAAAUUCCUAUGGAUCUGCCGUCCAAGCCUUCUUUAUAUGCCUUCUCCUUCCUUUUUUGUCAAAAUUAUGGGGCAUCCCUUUCAGUCAGUUGCCAAACUACCUUAAAGAUGGCACGGCUUGGUUUCUAAACAUUGGUACUUUGUCGAGUGGAUGUGAUGGUGCUCCACUGCUUCCAUUGUUGUUUGUUGCUGUCAAUAUGGGUUUUAACAUAUCAAUGCUUUAUCUGCUCAAGAUCUCUUCUGCUGUGGUGUCUUCCCUUGCUUCUACAUUUUCAGGUAUGU